Molecule: messenger RNA, 510 nt
Organism: Dendrobium catenatum
Lineage: Eukaryota; Viridiplantae; Streptophyta; Magnoliopsida; Asparagales; Orchidaceae
Product: myb-related protein Zm38-like
Exons: 3
Coding region: 1-510 (169 amino acids)
Source: RefSeq, a predicted model, not a curated record
AUGAAUUCCGGCGGUUUUGUCCGGCGGCUUACCGGCGUUUCUUUUAAUCACCUAUGGUCACUCAUCGCCGGCCUGCUUCCAGAGAGAACAGACAAUGAAAUCAAGAACUACUGGAACACACACAUCAAGCGGAAGCUCUUCAGCCGCGGCAUCGAUCCCCAAACUCAUCAUCCCAUCACCGCGGCGACCGCCGCUUUUCUAACUUUGCCGGAGAUUUUUUCACCCGUGCUGGAAACCGCCGAUACAUCCGAUAACAAGUGUCACAGUGAUAGCUGCUCUGGCGGCGGCAGUCCAAACUACGUUGACCUCAACCUCGACUUGUCAACGAACAAGCCUCCUCUUUUGAAGAAGUUGGUGCUCGCCAGAGACCCUCAAAAAGUGAAAGGAAGUCUCCUCGCCACUGACACCGUCAACAGCGAGGUCCGCGAUGGAGACGCCAUGUGCCCGGCGAAGAAACGUAUACAGCACCUGACACCGCGUUUUUACCGAAGAAGCCAUCAAUGCGGAUGA